UGACCAUUGAUAUUCUAAAUACUGUUAACAAGAACGGAACACAAGAAAUCAAAAGCCGCCUUCUUCCCUCCCUCAAUUUUGUUGAACACAAUCCACUUUACUUUUCAUGAUUCAACCACAUAUAUAUACAUCGAAUAAGAAUAAAACUAAAAGUGCGUGCCAACUGCAAAAAAAACUAAAACUAAAUCAACUGAUCAACUCAGACUCUCAUAUUCAGGAGCUAGCAAUCCUCUCAUCAGAAUUUUAGAUGCAAGUCAUGCAACCUCUACAAUUCUGAUCAGGAAGCAGUAAUAUAGCUGUCACUACUGCUCGAACAUUUUAUGCGGAGAUUAAAUCGUCACCAUCGUCAAAUGCGCGGAUCAAAAGAACACAUCAAGCAAAUCUUUAGAAAACAUAGAUUGCAUCAUAGGAUGGGGGAUUUAAGGGAGUUUUGGAUUCCUGAUUAUAUACUAAAUUCGGAUUCCGAGCAUGAGGACUGUUUAGAUGAACCUCAGUGUCCUGUGAUUGUCUUUGUUAACUCGAAAAGUGGUGGUCAGCUUGGUGGGGGUCUUCUUGAUACAUAUCGUUCGCUUUUGAAUAAAAACCAGGUGGUUGAUUUGUUGGAUCAAGCUCCUGAUAAGUUUCUCAGUGCGCUCUAUCUCAAUCUCGAAAGGCUAAAACAAAAGGAAGAUGAACUGGCUUCUAAGAUCCAGGAGAAACUUAGACUAAUUGUUGCCGGUGGUGAUGGUACAGCUGGAUGGCUUCUUGGAGUUGUUUGCGACUUGAAACUGUCCCACCCUCCUGCUAUCGCUACUGUACCCCUUGGAACAGGAAAUAACCUCCCUUUCGCAUUCGGCUGGGGAAAAAAAAACCCAGGGACAGAUCAGCAAUCUGUAAAGUCAUUCUUGUAUCAAGUCAUGAACGCAAAAGAAAUGAAAAUUGACAACUGGCACAUUCUCAUGAGAAUGAAGGUACCAACUGAAGGAAAUUGUGACCCGAUUGCACCUCUUGAGUUGCCACAUUCACUACAUGCGUUUCAUCGUGUUUCCUCAAACGAUUCUUCAAACAUGGAAGGCUACCUUACUUUUCGUGGUGGAUUUUGGAACUACUUUAGCAUGGGAAUGGAUGCCCAAGUGUCGUACGCAUUUCAUUCUGAGAGGAAGUUGAAUCCUGAAAAGUUUAAGAACCAGUUAGUUAAUCAGAGUACAUAUGCUAAACUUGGGUGUACUCAAGGCUGGUUUAUGGCUUCCCUUUUCCACCCUGCUGAUAAGAAUAUCGCACAGAUGACAAAGGUGAAGAUCAUGAAGAAACAUUGUAGUCAAUGGGAAGAGCUUCAUAUUCCUCCCAGUAUCAGGUCAAUUGUAUGCCUUAACUUACCAAGUUUCUCAGGAGGAUUAAAUCCUUGGGGCACCCCAAACAAGAACAAAUUACGAGAUAGAGAUUUAACUCCUCCAUAUGUGGAUGAUGGACUUAUCGAAGUUGUUGGUUUUAGAGAUGCUUGGCAUGGGCUUGUUCUGUUAGCGCCAAAUGGCCAUGGGACUCGUCUUGCACAGGCAAACCGAAUCCGUUUUGAGUUUCACAAAGGUGCUGCUGACCAUACCUUUAUGAGGAUUGAUGGAGAACCUUGGAAACAGCCUCUUUCGGUUGAUGAUGAUACUGUUAUGGUGGAAAUCUCUCACCACGGUCAGGUGAACAUGCUUGCCACCCAAGGCUGCCGUUCAAAAAGUAUACAUGAUCCCUCUUCAGUACAUCAAAGUGCAACUGAGGAAGGCGAUAAUGAAGAUGAUUCAACCAUGGGAGGUGAAGAGUGGAGCAAAUUUGGUGCUGCUGACACAUUCAGGAUCCCAGAUGGAGUUGACAUAUCACAUCUGAGUUAGGCCUGUUGUCCAACUUACUGUGAAUAUUAUUGGCAUUUGUGAGCAAACUCUCUGGAUGAUAUCCCUCGCGCUGACUUUAUCAACUUGAUGAUUCCUUUGUGAUUAUUUCAACGUUAAUUAUUGUUUUGUGUAGAUAAAAGCAUGGUAUUGGUAUUGAUAUUUUAUUUAGCUACCUCUUGAUAAAAGCAUGGUAUUGGUAUUGAUAUUUUAUUUA
Molecule: messenger RNA, 2070 nt
Organism: Beta vulgaris subsp. vulgaris (sugar beet)
Lineage: Eukaryota; Viridiplantae; Streptophyta; Magnoliopsida; Caryophyllales; Amaranthaceae
Product: diacylglycerol kinase 5
Exons: 14
Coding region: 321-1856 (511 amino acids)
Molecular function (GO): ATP-dependent diacylglycerol kinase activity
Source: RefSeq, a predicted model, not a curated record